UUUUUCCUGCCAGUAGAACGAAAGAUGACUUCUGCUCACAAUGUUGUGCUCUGGGAUGCCCCUUUCUCAUUUUUCUAGCAAAAACUGGAUGGAGGACAAGACUGGCAGCACAAUGUAGACAUUUUUCUGGAGCAAGAACUUGGGAUCUUCCAGUCCUCUGGUUUGGAGCAUUCUCCUGCCUUCUGGCAGAAUCAUCCCCUACGUGUGUGCAUUCUCUCUCUCUCUCUUUCUCUCUCUCUCUUUCUCUCUCUCUCUCACACACACGCACCCUUUUCAAGCACUGGAAGAGGGGGAAGAAGUUAAGUGGCAAAUACAACGACUCCUCUUGAUGCGUUUUUGUGACUGGGAAACUUCAGACACCACCCAGAAAUUCUGCCAAGAUUGACCCAAGGCUUUGGACCAAGACAGUUCUGGCCACCUAAACUGUGGCGUACAGCCUUAUGGAAGACUUGGGCAAGUCGACGCUGUGGCUGCAGGCCGAGCUGGCCUCCCCUUCUCCGUGCUUGCACAUCCUUGAUUGCCGCAGCCGGGACCUAUACGAUUCAUCCCAUGUGGAGCGGGCCCUGAGCGUGGCCCUCCCAGGACUACUUCUGCGCCGCCUUCGGAAGGGGAGCUUGGCGGUCCGGUCCUUGCUUCCUGGGCCCCCUCAGGGGCUCUGUGAGAACAUGGUUUUGUUGUAUGACGAGGGGACAAUCCAGCUCUCUCGGCCGGACAACCGGGAGGAAGAAGAAGAAUCAGUGCUGCUCACGCUCUUGCAGAAGCUCCGAGAGGAGGGCUGCCUGGCCUACUACCUGCAGGGAGGCUUCAAUAAAUUCCAGGCUGAAUGGCCCCAUCUCUGUGAAACCAACCUGGAUACAGCCAGUACCAGCAGCUCCCCCGUUCCCCCGGCAGCUCCCAUCGUGGGGCUGGGAGGCCUGAGCUUAAGUUCAGAUGGCUCAGAUGCUGAGUCAGAGCCCCUAAGCAGCGGCAUGGAGUCUGAAGGCGCAAGUCCCCCCUCCUUUCCUGUUCAGAUCCUGCCCAAUCUCUACCUGGGAUGUGCCCGUGACUCUGCCAACAUGGACACGCUGGCCAAACUGGGAAUCCACUACAUCCUCAAUGUGACUCCAAACCUCCCAAACCUCUUUGAGAAGAAUGGCGAUUUCCAUUACAAGCAAAUUCCCAUCUCAGAUCACUGGAGCCAGAACCUUUCUCAGUUCUUCCCUGAAGCUAUUGAUUUCAUUGAUGAGGCCCUCUCUCGGAACUGCGGCAUUCUGGUGCACUGCUUGGCGGGGAUCAGUCGCUCGGUCACCGUCACUGUAGCCUACCUCAUGCAGAAGCUCAACCUGUCUCUCAACGAUGCCUAUGAUCUGGUGAAGCGAAAGAAGUCCAACAUCUCACCUAACUUCAAUUUCAUGGGGCAGCUGCUGGAUUUUGAGAAGUCCCUGGGGCUUAGCCAGGGCAGUCGGCGGCCAGCCUCAGACCAGACCUGCUUCUUCACCUCACCAACCAAUGACAGUGUCUUUGAGCUGGAUCCUACGUAGGAGCCAGAAGGGUGCUACAUUUUUGUCAUUGUCCACCAACACCUCCUGUUCUUGGUUCUAUCUGCCUGCCCUGGUGGCGGAGCCUUCUGGGACCAACUAAAUACCUCACACUAGAGAGGGAGGUGCCUCAUUCAGGAACGACUGCUACUUCCAGCAAAGGUUCUCAUUGCCUUUUGGGUUUUUCUGAAAUAUCAACGGCAACGGUGUCCUUACUAAUCACACAGCGAGACUGACAUGGCCACAUCAAUAACCAAAGACUCUCCUCCUCCUCUCUUUCUCCCUAGAGCUCUUGUACAGACCAAGAAACCAACACUUUUCUUUGGGGGAGGGGACUAUUUCUGAAAUUUUGGGUCUGGGCAUUACAGCAUCUUGAACUUGAUCCAGAUCCGCCCUCUUUUAAAAUUUAAAUAUUUGCAAUGGAACAUGUCAGGGCUGGAACCUGCCAGUUAUUAAUGAUGUUGAUCACAUAUUGAAGGUUUUAUGGUUUUCUUGUGUUUCUCCUUCUCCAGCCAUUAUGCAGAAAUUAGGCCGAGACUUGCACCUCUCCCAUAAGAAUCUUCUGCGGGCAAGACUUUUGAUGAGAUGAUAGCGCAUUCACCAGCUGAUGUGUUAAGUUCCCACUCCCAAUGCCUCCAAUGAACAUGGCCAAAUGAUGACCUCUUAACUGAUGAAAGCUGCUCUAGAAUCAUUCCUUUCAGUUUGAGAAGUGAGAUGCAGGAACAUAAUUCUAACAUGGUUGUCCUGGGAUGACUAAAAAUAUCUUAAUAGAAAAUUUAAUGCAGAGUCCUGUGUUUUAGAAAUGAAACCAGAGAAUUUCCCAGAUCUCUCUUGUUAAGACCAGGACGAAUCAUAGAAUUGAGGAAUCGGUGUAGCAGCUUAUAUAAACAUAACCUCUGGAGAGAUCUUAAAAAACUUUGAUUAGGUCCUGUGAUACAGGAACUGCAGAAAUGGGUUUGAGAAUCUGCAACUUUUUUUGAUGCUAGGUGUUUAUGUUCCCAGAACAGACUACAAAAGUUCCAGUGUGGGACUCUUUAAAAUCUCCAGAGCUGUAUUUCAGGUCCAGAAUUGGAGCAGGUUUAAACAUUUGUAUGAUAACCUUAACUCUCCCAUUAUUAUUCCCAAAUCUAUAGAUGCUCUCAUCAUCCCCAAAGCACCUCGCUCAGUCCUCUGUGGUUUGUUCAGGAUUUAGGCAGAGGGAAAUAAAAAUGGUGGGAGAAGCUUUGGAACAGAAUCACAGUGAGAAGACAUAAGUAUUAGAAGCAAAAAUAUUGCUGUUGCACAACCCGGUCUUUGGUUGUGGGAGAAAAUAGAGCAGCUCUGCAUUUUGUAUCUGUAUUUGUACAAAUGGUGAGUUUGUAUGUGUGCCUUAAUACUUGCAUGAAAGCAAAGAGACCUGCGAAUGUGUGUACUAGGCAUUGUUUGCAUAGUAUCUGCCUGAAAGGGUUAAUUUGUGCCCACAUUUUAUUCCCCAAAUUUCAGCCAGGAUGUUUUCAGUAUUGGAGCUCAAUUCCAGGAUCUUGUGAGUUCAUAAUAAAAAAAAAAAAAAACCUCUGAGCAUUGUAGGGUGGAAAAUGUAUUCCAGAGGGACAGUGUUUCUUACGUAACAGAGUUUAUUAGGAAGAAAACUGCAGACUUGGUGAUUUCAAAAUUUUCAAUAAUUAUCUAAAAUCAUUAAUCGCUAUGUGUACAUGAUAUGGUCCUUGUGGGCAUGCUUAAAAGAUGUCCAAGGUGUUCUAGUGACCUGCAUUUAAGGCUUUUAUUUUAGCUCUGUUUAGUAGGUCCACAGGAAUCCAGAAGAACAUUUUGUCUGCAAAAUGAAUCUUCCCGAGUCUGUUUUUUCAAUGUUUUGCUUCCUUUUUCAGGAUUUUUCUGGCCUUUGAGGCUAUGAAGAUACGUGCCUAGGGGCCAAUACUUGCUUGAAAUAAUUUGAAAUGGCUGUUAAGUGAGUUUUGGAAAUAUGGAGCUUCAGUGACCCUGCAAUGCCUUAUACGUUUUCCCUCUGAUGAAAAUAAAUUAGAAUAAAUUAAGAAUAAAUUAUGCAAAGCAGUCACACUGGCCAACUAUUAUGCAAAACGACUCUUAUGCAAAUUUGACCAACUAGCACAAUUCAAGGUGAUUGCAGUAUUCAGGUUUGGUCGCAAUUUGGGUUGCCUGAACACCGAACUUUACUGUCCAUGCAGGUUACGCAUAGUUCUGGCUCCCUGCAUGCUCCAAACAGUCUAGAGUCUCCGACUUGGGUCUCUGUUUUCAAGUGAAUGUAAAUGAUUGGAGAUGGAAGGGAAGUGGGCCAGAAUUGCCAUUACCAUGGACAACAACAACAGUUAUUUUAAUAAAGCGGGACU
Messenger RNA from Notechis scutatus (mainland tiger snake), 3862 nucleotides. It is a transcript of the gene DUSP9, whose product is annotated as dual specificity phosphatase 9. Gene Ontology annotation, cellular component: cytoplasm; cytosol. Gene Ontology annotation, molecular function: MAP kinase tyrosine/serine/threonine phosphatase activity; MAP kinase tyrosine phosphatase activity; protein tyrosine/threonine phosphatase activity. Lineage: Eukaryota; Metazoa; Chordata; Lepidosauria; Squamata; Elapidae. Gene Ontology annotation, biological process: peptidyl-tyrosine dephosphorylation; negative regulation of MAPK cascade. The record is from RefSeq and is a predicted model, not a curated record.